CACAGUGCGACCGACGUCCCCAGCGCGCCACGCCGCCGCCUAUCACCAGUAAACAUGCCGAGCGCUACCGGAUCGAGCUGGGAAAAGUACCAGAAGAAUUUCGCAGACGAUGAAGUAGAGGAGAAGAAGAUCACACCUCUCUCAGACGAGGACAUUCAAGUGUUGAAGACAUAUGGGGCGGCACCAUAUGCGGCCGAGCUCCGGAAGCUUGAGAAGGAGAUCAAGGACAAGCAGUCGACGAUAAACGAAAAGAUUGGUGUCAAGGAGUCAGAUACCGGUCUCGCACCUCCACAUCUAUGGGACAUCGCCGCCGAUCGACAGCGAAUGCAAGAAGAGCAGCCUCUUCAAGUAGCUCGUUGCACCAAGAUAAUACAGGACGAGAAAGACGCGGAAAAGAGCAAAUAUGUCAUCAACGUCAAACAGAUCGCUAAGUUCGUCGUCAAUCUCGGUGAACGUGUGUCGCCCACGGAUAUCGAGGAAGGCAUGCGUGUUGGCGUAGACAGAAACAAGUAUCAGAUUCUUCUACCGUUGCCGCCGAAGAUUGAUCCUUCGGUCACUAUGAUGACGGUUGAAGACAAGCCCGACGUCACGUACGGCGAUGUAGGAGGUUGCAAAGAACAGAUUGAGAAGCUGCGAGAGGUUGUUGAAAUGCCGCUGCUAUCUCCCGAACGCUUCGUAAAUUUGGGUAUCGAUCCUCCCAAGGGUGCCCUUCUCUACGGCCCGCCUGGUACUGGAAAGACUCUUUGCGCUCGAGCAGUCGCCAACCGAACCGAUGCCACCUUCAUUCGAGUCAUAGGAUCCGAGCUUGUACAGAAAUACGUUGGAGAAGGUGCACGAAUGGUGCGCGAGCUGUUCGAGAUGGCACGGACAAAGAAGGCCUGCAUUAUUUUCUUCGAUGAAGUGGAUGCUAUUGGAGGAGCUCGUUUCGAUGACGGCGCCGGAGGCGACAAUGAGGUGCAGCGAACUAUGUUGGAGCUGAUUACGCAACUGGAUGGUUUCGACUCACGUGGCAAUAUCAAGGUCAUGUUUGCCACCAACAGACCAUCGACGCUUGACCCCGCCCUGAUGCGUCCAGGACGUAUCGACCGUAAGAUUGAGUUCAGUCUGCCAGAUAUGGAGGGCCGUGCCAACAUCCUGCGAAUUCAUGCCAAGAGCAUGAGUGUGGAACGCGAUAUCCGCUGGGAAUUGAUCUCACGACUGUGCCCGAACAGCACAGGUGCCGAGUUGAGGAGCGUGGCUACCGAGGCAGGAGUGUUUGCUAUACGUGGUCGAAGAAAGGUAGCGACAGAGAAAGAUUUUCUCGCCGCUGUGGACAAGGUCAUCAAGAGCAACCUCAAGUUCAACAGCACUGCGGUGUACGCUCAGUACAACUAA
Periconia digitata is the source of this 1374-nucleotide messenger RNA. NCBI's taxonomy places the organism in Eukaryota, Fungi, Ascomycota, Dothideomycetes, Pleosporales, Periconiaceae. The record is from the annotation of a GenBank genome assembly.